GCCACGGGAAAGAAUCAAAUUCGGAUCAUGGUUGACUCUACACGAAAAAUUUUCAAGAACGAUGUCCUCGAACCCGGCCUCACGCACACAGACGGGGGUUUGCAUGGAGAGGAUCUGCCACAAGGUUUUGUCUUGGCCAAGACUGUUUGGAACUUCCUUUUCCAACAACCAACACGUGCAGGCGAAGCACGGCAGACUUUGAACCUGGUCUGGAACUGGGAGAUGAGACCUUCUGAUCCUAACGUGGCCCCCAAAGCAUACUUUUUCCUUGCAGAGGAGUUAGAUGAGACAGUGAUUGCGGCAUUGACCGCUUUGUUCGAAGAGCUGGGCUGGACAGAGCACAUCGAGACACAGACGAAAGUUGACAAGAUAUCGUAUCCUGAACACAAUUUUGCUACUAGCUGCGGUCUAUAUUAUUGGAUUGCGGCCGCAUUCUCCCAAAAGUCUGGGCCUUAUGGAACAGUAUACAGCAAUCCUGCAGCUAUUUUGUAG
Messenger RNA from Fulvia fulva, 492 nucleotides. RefSeq names its product Verruculogen prenyltransferase. The annotation marks the transcript as partial. Gene Ontology annotation, biological process: alkaloid metabolic process. The transcript is spliced from 2 exons. The record is from RefSeq and is a predicted model, not a curated record. Gene Ontology annotation, molecular function: transferase activity, transferring alkyl or aryl (other than methyl) groups. Lineage: Eukaryota; Fungi; Ascomycota; Dothideomycetes; Mycosphaerellales; Mycosphaerellaceae.